AAGAGGGGCGCCCAGUGGCAAAGAGCGUGUGCUGUGAGCCCGGAAGCCCUGAGUGCAAAGGUCACCUCAGCUGGAUGUGCAAAGCGGAGGUAGGGCUGGUCAGUACAAGCACAGGCAGGAGGGGAAUCUGCAGAGGCACCGUCUGUUUCUUCUUCUUCUUAAGAUCUUAGGAAAGUGAAAUUCAGAAACAGGAAGGCAUCGCUGUAGCUGGAAGGGGAGGAGUCGCUCUCGCAAAGCACACCAUGCCCAAGCCGACCUGCACAGAGAGGGCUCUGUUUAGAAAGCUGCUUGGCUUCGCCUCAGAGAGCCGGUUGGUAUUACAUCACCUCAGGCCCAUUUCAGUUAUUAGUUGAGUGCAGACACUUCCUGGUCUGUUUGCAACACACACCGAAGGGCUUUGCAGAGCGGGCCUGAGGAGCAUCGCCUGCCCCUUCCAGGCUGCAGCAGCUUGGCCAUGGCCCUGGUGGAGACCAUCCGCCUCUGGAGCGAGGGUGUCUCUGCGGCAGAUCGCAAGGACUGGGCCGGCGCCCUGGCCGCCUUCACUGCCGUUCAGAAGCCUUCUUCCAAAAUCUGCUUUAACAUCGGCUGCAUCCACCUGAUCAUGGGGAAUUUGGAGGAGGCCCAGCAGGUAAAGUGGACAAGUCUUAAUAUUGUGCAGGGUUUCUUUAAAAAACCCUAACUAACUGGUGGGUGGCUGCUGUAGCUGAGGACGUACUGAAAGAAGUUUCAGGGAGAGGGAUUUGCACAAAGCCAGCAGAGAACAAAGUAAAGUUUCACAUUUUUUAUUACAGCAGUUUGAGUUGCAGAUGAUUUAACUGGCAAGUGACGAUUUUCUGUGCUAAAAACAGCUGGGUAUUCUUCUCCAUAAUUACACCAAAUAAGAAUUUAGGAUUGUACUGGUUUUGGCUGUAGGUUUUUCAAAACAAACGAGCAAAUAAACAAACCUCCUCUGCAUGUAGUAAGCUAGCAGAUCAGGGGCGAAGGUUUAGUGUAGCUGUCUCCUUGAUUUGUUAAUUUUCUACUCGCAGGGAUGGGUGACCUGGGGCUAGUCAUUUUAUCUCAGCCUAACCUAUGUCACAGGGUUGUUGCAAAAACUAAAUCGUGGGAGGUGGUGGUAAAGAUAGAAUCCUGUACACUUUGAGCAAAGGGCACAAUAUAAAUAUAAUUAUAAUUAUUAUGAUGCAUAUUAAUUAUGAAACACUACAUUGUGAUAUGAACAGUGAAAGAGUACUAUAUAAAGAUGAUUGAUUAAAUAUUAUAUUAUUAUGAGCCAAACUGUUACACCAUUCAGCCACUUUGCCAGAAGUUCCUAGAACUAGCGACAGGCUCAGACCCAGCAUGGUGGUCAGAGGAAUUGUACAGGGCCAGUGAAACCAGAAAAGCUGCAGUUGUAAAGUUCACCAAUUGUUCAGAAGCUGAAGAGUGGAGCAGUGUGUAAUAAUAGCCUUGCACCCACCAGCCAGUGCUGUAGAAGUGAGCUGCAGUAGAUAUUUCAAAUCUAAUAGUGAAAUAGGAAAUUGCAUAAAAGGGUGUACAUUGCAGGGUCAUGUCACAGGUUUGACUCAGGAUGACUGGCUAGUUCAGGUCAUCAGUGCAUUUUUGAACUGCCUACCCAAACACAGCCAACACUCUUGCAGAGUUGCUUGGUUUUUGAUUUCCAAAGCAAUCCUGCCCUGCUGGGGGCAGCCAGGGGGCAGAGCAAUAACAGGGAGAGCUAGAAACUUGAGGGUCCCGGUGGAACCUGGCAGGCUGUGAGUAGAGGCUGCAGGUCACUGAUCUUGCCGGCUCCAGUGUUGGAAUCCCGUCGGGAACACUUUGUGUGACAGAAAUCAUGCCUAUGUCUCCAUAACGUCUGCUUCCUUCAGGCUCUUACCAGAAGCAUUAACAAUGACAAACACUUAGCAGUGGCCUACUUCCACCGAGGAUCUGUGGCGUACCAGAUGGAAAUGUGAGUUAUUAUUAUUAUUUUUUAUCCUGGCUCUUCCUCUCAAAGGAGCCCUGGGCAGCAAAAAUCAAAGCAGAAGCAAAGCGAAAGAAACCAAAUACAGUUAAAAACAAAAACAUUUUAAUAGUUAAAAAAAAAUUAAAACUAGGGGAUGGUGACUCUGCUUGCUGCACUCACCAACCUCACCUGCCCCAUUGCCAACUGCCCUUCCCCCACAAAUGACCAAAUCUCCCUCACAGCUCAGCCCCAACUCCCAGCUCCGUCUACCUUUAAAGCUCGCUGCGGGUGUGUUCAGUGGAGGGGGUGCCCUUCACAGUACCUGCCUCCUCAGUUCACACCUCACCUGGUCUGCUUGCUCCCUGGCUGCAGUUCCUCAUGCUGGAGUUAUUGUGACCACCGACUGGCAGCCACAUGAACUGCCGCACGACAACAGCCUUACCCAGGAGUCGGCAAAAUGUUUUAGCCGUGCGCUGGUCCACUGUCCCUCAGACCUUGUGGCGGGCUAUGGAAGCAGCAUCGGGGGGCGGGGGGGGGAGCUGGAAGAAGAGGCAAGGGGGCAAGUAGUCCCCCCCAGCCGCUGCGCUUACCUUCCCAGGCGCUGCCACCACCACUGCUUCUGCUGCUCAUGGGUAGGCAGAGGGAGCUCGUCCGCUCCGCUCUCUGGCCCACAGAAGCACCAGGGCGGCAGCGGUGGAGGGAAGAUGAGCGGUGCGAAAGGGCUGGCUCCGGAGAGGGGCUGCUUAAAAUGGUGCUCAGCCCAGCCCCCUUCCUCCUCUAGGCAGGGCGGGGAGAAGCCAGGAGGAGGGAGGGAGGAGGUGCCGCCAUGGUGUGUAAAUGGCGCAGGAAAAAAAGGUGCAGCCUGAUUGAACAGAAUCCCCACACCGAUCCACAGACAGUCUGCGGGCCAGAUCCUGAAGGCAAUUGGACCAGAUCCGGCCCGUGGGCCUUAGUUUGCUGACCCUUGGCAUUACCCUUUUGUGUACAUAGGAAGACAUAAUGUAAUAUAAUAUCCUACAAGAGAGCUUUCCAAAUUGGGUGUUGCGACACAUUAGUGUGUCGACUGCAGUGUGUAGGUGUGUCGCAUGAACGCUCCCCACGCUCCUCACAGGGCUAGAAAGGGGUUAGUUUAACCUCCAGUUUGCUAGUAAAACUGAAUUACUGUUUUGCAAAAUGAUCCAUAUUUAAAAAGUGUGUCACCAACAUGAAAAGUUUGGAAAGCUCUGCCCUACAAGGUUAAUGGGACAGUUUAUGGUUUGUUUUUUUACAUAUCAUCUUUAUUAAAUUUUCUUUUUAAUAUACAUCAUAAUUGCCAUUUUCCAUCCAAAAUAUACAUAAACCAAUAAAAAAUACUUGAGUGUUAGAAAUUACAUGAAUUUAUAUAAUAAAGUAAGUUACUAAGACUUCCCUCCCCACAAACAUGAUGUUCAUCAGUUCAGACAGUUCCCGCUAGUCACAUCCACGCCAUACAUUUAAAGCACUCUUAGACCAUCUAAACAGUCAUGGCUUCUACCAAAGUAUCCUGGGAAUUGCAGUUUGUUAAGGAUGGUGACCUUUGGAGCUAUAAUUCCCAGCACCCUUGGCAAACUACCGUUCCCAGAAUUCUCCAUGACUCUUAAAGUGAUAUAAUAAUAAAAAUAAAUGGGUUGCAAUAACCCAAAAUCUGGACCAAGAGAACCUGCAUAAAUUAUGUGACUCAGACACAUUUGCCUAUAUAUUCUUAUUUUGUGUAAUUUAUUCUGUUCCCUGUCAGAUUUACAUAAAUUCUACUUUAUAUGAAUAGAUAAAUAAUAAUAAUAAUACUUAUGUAGUAGAAGUAGUAGUAGUAGUAGUAAUAAUUUAGUGCCAUUGAUGUACAUGGUGACUUACAAAGUAUGGAAGGGAAGAUCUCCCCUUAGGAAUUUAUAAUCUAAAAUUUGACACAAGGAAAAGAACAGCAGAAGAGGAAGGAGGCUGGAGAAUAAAUAUAAUUAUUUCAGUUAUUUGUAGUUGCCAGACAUUGCUCAAACGCUUUUAAAUCUGCCUUCCCUUCUGUGAGGGCUAGAAACUUCCUGUGACUUUUUAAAGAAAAAAUGGGAGUGGGAGUGGGGAGGAAGAAAACUUAGAUUCUCGCUUUUGUGAUUGGUUCUAAGCUCUGAGUUUUCUGUGCUUGCAUGAAGUUGGUGAAGACUCACACAGUUACAUUUGACAGAUUUCCUGGCAGUGCUCUCAGUUCCUGAGGAUGGCUCCAAAAUGCAAGAAAGUGGAUCAAAGACAGCUGUAGAGAAAAACCCUGGAAGAAAAAAGAGAGAGCUGUAUAACUAGAAAUGGUUCCCAACAUGUUUCAAUGAAGCUCUUUAUCAAGGGAAAUCUGUAACAUACAAACCAAAACAAAAUUAUGCACUAUAAAAAGAUGCUAAGUUACAUACUCUGAAAAGACAGCAGCCCAGAAUACAAAACCAUACCCAGAAAAUUCAGAGGCAUACAGCUUCAGCACUAUAUUGUGUCGUUGUUUAAAUAUUAACUAUAUACAAAAAAUUGAUUCAUAAAAACCUUUAAUACUCAAUAUCACAAUCACAGAAAAACUGUAACUUGCAAAAAGACAUAGAAACCUCCUUUAGAGCACGCCCUACGAUGUGAAUAAAAAACAAUUGUCUUCGAAUGGACGAAAGCACUUCUGAGGAUCGUCAAAAUAUCCUGCCAUUUUGUUUGCCCCAGAAGUACUUACUCUCCUUCCUUGCUUUCCAGGUAUGAGUCAGCCAUUAAUGACUUGAAAGAGGCAUUUGCUCAGCUGCGAGGGAACAACCUAAUAGACUACAAGAUCCUAGGCCUGCAGUUUAGGUUGUUUGCCUGUGAGGUAAGUUUGGGGUUUGAGGAAUACCACGGGAAGCAGCCAACUGGCUCAGUGGACGAUGCCUCAAUUUUAGCAUAUUGCCAUCUAAGCUUACUUGCUUUUUAAAUCAGUUAUUUUAUUUGUGUCUUGCCUUCUUCCAAUGAGCUCAACCCUGCGAGGGUCCCAGCCCAAAGACAAGCGUUUGGAAGCUUAUUUCUUCACUGGCAAAGCACUAGGUCACAUCCGCUCCCAAAGGCUCUCACACACAACCUGCCAUCUAGCUGCUUAGGCAAUCCGCCUCUACAGCCCUGUGCUCUGAUCCAGACAAUUGGAGCAACAGCGUGACAACACCCCUUUCAGCUUACUUAAAUGGACUUUUCUGCUGCGGUGCGCUCAAGCACACGACAACAACUCCUGAGCGGCAGCUCUAGUUACCCCUUCUUUGUGCAUGGAGACAGCAGAGGGGAGGAUGGGGAGAGAUUUCAAAGGCGUGAUUCUCUGUGACCAACUUCCGCCACUGAGACUCCCUCACACCUCCUUUCCCCUCAUUUCUGGCUACCCUGUCUCUCCCCCUUGACUCUCCUCUACCACUGCCCCUGGCACCUGCUUCACAGGUGGCUCAGAACCCCACAAAUUGCUCAUCUCUUCCCCUGGAUCAUGCCUCCUCUGCCUGCACAUCCCCCCACUCCUCAGGCUCUUGCCCAUCCCUGACAUUGAGGCAGGUAACCGUGAGUGAAAGUCCAUUAGUCCAGGCUCUGGACCGGUGUUGUAUUCGACAAAUACUGUUCUCACUCUGGGUGAGAGACCACCCCAAAGGCAUCUUGUUAGCUUCAGGAAUUUGAACCCAGGUCCUCUCAGCAGUCUACCUGCUGCUCCAUCCAAGGAAAUGUGAUUAGGUUCAGACUGUUAUUCUCUGGCACUCCUGCCCCUUUUCCCAACAGGUGUUAUACAACACAGCCCUUGCCCAUUCCAAGCUGGAGGACUGGAAGAAGGCAGAGGAGCAUCUGGCUAGGGCAAUGAAACUGAAGAGCGAACCCCGUCACAACAAAAUCGACAGGGCCAUGGAAUCCAUCCUGGUAAGAAAAUGAAGGAAACGGCAAUCAAUUAGCCUAGGCUCAAAAUACAAAGGCUUUGUAACUUUAGAGGUGGUGCAUUGGUGACCGUUCUAUUUAAGAAUGUAGCAAUGCAUCGCUUUGCUCUGGAGAUCAAGAAACAGCUUCUGAAACUUGCAUUUGAACCCUGAGACCUGGCAAUCCCAUCAAGAUAUGUAUAUGCACAUUGUUGGGGGAAAUAGGUGUGCAGAAGUGAGGAAAAGCUGUAUUUUGAAUUUUGUCUACUGUACUAUUGUUUAAAGUUGCAUAGGAAUCCAGUCUUCCUUUGUAUUUGGUUGUUAGAAUAAUGACUAUAACAGUGUUCCUCAAUCUAGUACCUUCCAGAUUUUGCAGUAACUCCUACUGCCAUCAGCUUCAGCCAGCAUGGGCAAUUGUCAGGGAAGAUGAAAAUUGUAGUUCAACCACAUCUGGAGAGCACCAGGUUGGGGAAGGCUGGGCUGUGGUAUGGCCCUCAUUAUCCUAUGUGUAACAAGCAUGGUACACAAAUAUCGGACAACGCAUGUUGGAUUAUUAUGCCAAUUUUUUAGCAGAUAGCCUUGGAAAAUGGUGAAGUGAUUGACUUUUGUGUGUGUGUGUUGCAGAAGCAAAGAUUCUUUCAGCCCUUUGUGAUUCCUGAAGGGAAGUUGUUUCGGCCAAAUGAGAAGCAAGUGGCACAGCUGGAGAAGAAAGAUUACUUAGGGAAAUCUAUGGUAGGAAGUUAAUCUAUGGCAGAAGUGGAAUUACCCAGCAAAUUUCACUUGUAUUCCUAAAAGGUCAUUCAUGAUAGACAGUAAUAGAGUUGCAGCUGUCUAGAAAAACACAACCCGGCCUGCUCUGGUACCUUUAACCCUAGUUUGAUAUGCAGCAAGUGAAGCUUCUCGUAGCAUGGAGAGAGCCACAACCAAGUCCCUGUGAAAGAAACAGCUACAGAGGCUGCCUGAAACGUCAGCAACUAACUGGCGCCAUAAUUUUAUAAUACAAUAUUUUUAAAAAGCACACCACAAUAAUAAAAAAUAACACUUUCAGAUAAGAAUCCUCCUUUUACUAUUCAAUUCAAAGAGCGUGUGUAAGUUUUAAAAUUAUGAUUUUAUUGUGUUGUUCAAAUAAGCAGACCUCCACUUGCCCCAUGGGAUUUCCCUCACCUCUCCUUCCUGAUAGUGUCCAGAUCAAGGUACGUAAUUGCACCUCUCUAUUGUGCCUUGCUCAGGCCACACCUGAAGUUCUGUGCCAGUUCUGGGCACCACAAAUCAAGGAGGAUAUUGGCAAGCUGGAAUGUGUGCAGAGGAGGGCAACCAAGAUGAUUAAGGGUUUGGAAACCAAACCUUAUGAGGAACAGCUGAGGAAGCUGGGUAUGUUUAGCCUGGAAAAGAGGAAACUGAGAGGAGAUAUAAAAGCCGCCUUCAAAUAUCUCAAGGGCUGUCAUAUGGAGGAUGGAGCAGGCUUGUUUUCUCCUGCUGUGGAGGUUAGGCCCCAACCAAUGGCUUCAAGAUACAAGAAAGAAGAUUCCGACUAAGAACUUUCUAACAGUAAGAGCUGUUUGACUGUGGAACAGACUCCCUCAGAAGGUGGUGGACUCUCCUUCACUGGAAGUUUUUAAGCAGAGGUUGGGUGACUAUCUGGCAUAGAUGCUUUAGUUGAAAUUCCUGCAUUGCAGGGGGUUGAACUAGAUGACCCUCAGGGUCCCUUCCAACCCUACAAUUCUAUGAAUUCAGCUUAUUGGCAAGGAAUGCCAGGAUCAAAUAAAACUUCAGUGAGUCCCUAACAAAGGAGAGAAAUAGAGAACCCUGCCAAUAAUUACUUUUAUCUAUAUAGUGCUGAAGAUGUGGCACUCAGGAGGUUAAUAUGAGCAGCCUAGCAGAAACCUAGAUUAAGAGAGCAUAAACCACUUGACAUUACCAGUGUGAAUAAAGCUACUAAUCAUGUUCCUCCUUCUAACUCCAGGUUGUGGCUUCUGUGGUUGACAAUGAUGAGUUUUCAGGCUUUGCGCCUCUUCAGCCUCAGGUAAGACAGAGGACUUUCCUAUGACAGAACAUUUUGAUGAACUUCCCCCCAAACCAGCUUCAAUCUGAAUUGAGAAAAAGAAUGGCCUGGCUGUGAUUUAAGCUGUAAUGUAUCCUCAGUCUUGCCGUCAAUGAACUGGAGGCAGCAGCACUGGAAAAGAUCCCUGAUCACGUUUUCAGGCAGAGAGGCAGGCAGCGCAGGCCACACACACUCCAGCAAGCAUUGGGUGUGUGCCUGUGUUGCUCAGCUGGGCUGCUCUGUGGUGCAUGCAAGCAUGAAAGUGGUUGCCAGGCAGAGUAGUAAGUGUCAAUGCACCACCUAAACCACUAGCCUGCUGCCCUUGAGAUGCAGUGGGAGGUGCCAUCCUGCUGCCAGUGUUGAAGUAAGAUUCAGCUGCCAGUCCAGCCAGCUUCUGUACAAGGAAUGGGAGGAUGCCAUCUUGCCUCUUGCCUCAGGCAGCAGAACGUCUUGGGCUGGCCUUGGUAGCCAUGACAAGACUCCCAACCCCACUCUAGUCUGAAACACUUGCAUCUCUCUUCAGGCCAGAUAGAUUCUGAACACAGGGCCUGACUUCAAAGUUAACUGCAGUAUAGAGGAGAGGUUAAUGCUAAAAUAUGUUGCUUGCAGACAUCAGAACCACCUCCCAGACCAAAAUCACCAGAAGCCCUCAGGUAAGAUCAAUAAACUGCAGAGAACCCCAGCAUUCAGUAGCUCCCAUUGGUCUAGAAAGUGAUUCGUAGGAGAUUCUGCUCUCCUAUGACUAGAUAAGGAAUAGAGAAAUAAACCCAAAAAUCUGUUUAGAACUGAGUACAGCACCAUGAAGUCUGGAUGUCUUCAUUAUGAGGAUAUGGGUGGUAUCUGACAAAAUAUUUUUGUUAGCACAAGGAUUUCCACUUCUGCAAUGGAACUUCCUUUCCCUCUCCUCUUCCUGUGUGUCCCCCACACCCUCCCCAACUCUGCUCCAGAGGGUGGAUUGAACCACCAUAAUCAGUUUAGGGGGCACAUGGGAGAUGCAUGGGGAGAAAAGAGGGAGGGGAAGUUCUGUUGCACAGCCAAAGGUUAUUGUUCUCAGACAACUACUUGAUUGGAUACUGACCUAUGAACCUACACCAUCUUAACAGAAACACAUUUUAUCCCCCCACCAUUUUUUGCUUCAUUAGGAAAAAAAAGGAAAUAAAACAUUUCAAACACGUAGUGAUAUGAAAUACAACUUUUGAAAUACAAUAGUCUGUGCUUGGGAUGUUUGCACAAACUAUUCCACUUAGGAUUUGCUGUUUAAUACAGGCUGUUUCAACAAUAUAAAUAGGUGACCUCUGGGCACAUGUGCAUAAUAAAAGAAAGCAGCCACCGGACUAUUUCCCCACACAUCUAGCUCACUGGUGGGAUGGUUUUUGCACUCAUUCCAUUGCGUUCCCAGUGACUUGGAUGUGCACUAAAGCAAUCAGUUGAUGAUGAUGAUGAUGAAACUGUCAGCUGAUUUGUCAUGCAGGGCCCUGCAAGGAGAACCUCACAGAGUCCUGUACGAAUUCAUACCAGAAACAGCAGCGGAACUUGAAGUCCUUCCUGGAAACAUUGUUUUUGUCUUGAAGAAAGCGAAAGACAACUGGGCUACUGUUGUCUUUAAUGGGAAGGUAUAAGGCCAGCAAGGGUAAUUCUACAGAGAACACCUGCACUGUUGUUCCACUGGCAUGAACUGUUGGUACCAUUUUGGGGUUGCAUUCUAGUUGUCUUGAACUAAACAGUAGAUAGCGGUCUACUCAGGAUUUACUGCAGGGGGUGAAAAACCACAUGUGCACUAGGUGGCACUGUUGAGCUACAUCAGAUAUAGGGGCUCAGCACAGUGACACGUAGUCUAAAGUGCUUGAAGUUCAGAAUGUGCUGUGGGCUUGAGUUCUGAUGUGGACUAAUUCUUCUGAGACAGAAUAGUACCAUCCCAUAGGGUUGUCUCCUGCCCAGCUCUGCUCCUGGACCCCAUGUAAAGGAGACAUACCUUAUUGGAUCCAAUAUAUGGUAGCAUAGUUGCAGGUGGGUUUGCAUGUUCAUAUUUGGGCUGUUUUCUGCUGUACAGUACAACAGUUGAUAAAGGGUCUGGAAACCAAGCCUUAUGAGGAACAGUUGAGAGAACUGGGUAUGUUUAGCCCGCUAAAGGUAAUUGAGAGAGCGGUUGCUGAACAGCUUGGUAGGUUUCUGGAGGAAACAUCGGCUUUAGAUCCAUUUCAGUCCGGUUUCCGUCCUGGUUUUGGGACCGAGACGGCUCUGGUUGCCCUAACAGACGAUCUCCGUAGACAGCUGGAUCAAGGUGGGUCAGGACUGGUGAUCCUUUUAGAUUUGUCAGCAGCCUUUGACAUGGUCGAUCAUGAUCUUCUGGACCACCGCCUCGCAGACGUGGGGAUACAGGGCAUAGCCCGUAACUGGCUGUGCUCUUUUAUCUCUGGUCGGGGACAGAGGGUGGCACUAGGGAGGGAAAUGUCGUCGCGCCAUUCCUUGGUGUGUGGAGUGCCGCAGGGCGCAAUUCUCUCCCCAAUGCUUUUUAACAUCUUUAUGCGCCCCCUUGCCCAGAUUAUCCGGAGCUUUGGGCUGGGCUGUCACCAAUAUGCUGAUGACACUCAGCUCUAUCUGCUGAUGGAUGGCCACACCGACUCGGCCCCGAACACACUGACCAGAUGCUUGGAAGCUGUGGCUGGAUGGUUUCGUGGGAGCCGAUUGAAACUAAAUCCUUUGAAGACAGAGGUCCUAUGGCUGGGUCGGGAUGGCAUGGGGAUGAGGGACCAACUCCCUUCUCUUGCGGGGCCCAAUUAGUGCCAUUGCCUUCCGUUAAGAGUUUGGGUGUAAUCCUUGAUGCCUCCCUUUCCAUGGAGGCGCAAGUUACAGCAACAGCCAAGGCGACAUUUUUCCACCUUCGCCGCAUCAAGCAGUUGGUCCCUUACCUUUCCCGCCCCGACCUGGCCACAGUGAUCCAUGCGACGGUCAUCUCCAGGCUUGACUACUGUAAUUCGCUCUACGCGGGGCUGCCCUUGAAGCUGACCCAGAAACUCCAGGGGGUGCAGAAUGCUGCAGCGAGGCUGCUCAUGGGGUCCCUGCCAUGGGAGCAUAUUCACCCAGUGCUUUUCCAGCUGCACUGGCUCCUGGUGGAGUACAAGGUCAGAUUUAAGGUGCUGCUUUUGACCUUUAAAGCCCUUCACGGCCUAGGACCCUCGUACCUAUGGGACCGCCUCUCCCGGUCUGCCCCACGGAGAGCCUCAAGGUCCAUAAAUAGCAACACCCUAGUGGUCCUGGGCCCUAAGGAAGUUAAAUUAGCUUCAACUAGAGCCAGGGCCUUUUCAACACUGGCCCCAGCCUGGUGGAACGCUCUGCCUCAUGAGACCAGGGCCCCCGCAGGGCCUGUAAGACAGAGUUGUUCCGCCUGGCCUUUGGCUUGGAGCCAAUUUGAUUCCCUCCCUCUCUUUCUUUUUUCUUUUCCUUCUCCCUCUGCGAUGAGGCUACAUUUUAAUAUUUUAAUGUUUCAAUAUUUUAAUGUUGUAUUUUUUAAUUUUGUUUUUAAGUUGUAAUCAUUUAACUUGUUUUUAUUAUUGCUUGUAAGCCGCUCUGAGCCCGGCCUUGGCUGGGGAGGGCAGGGUAUAAAUAAAAAUUAUUAUUAUUAUUAUUAUUAUUAAAGAGACCAAGCGGAGAUAUGAUAGCCAUAAUAUCUGAAGGGCUGUCACAUGAAAGAUGGAGCAAGCUUGUUUUCUCUUGCUCCAGAGGCUAGGACCUGAAUCAAUGGAUUUAAGUUACAAGAAAGGUGAUUCCAACUAAACAUCAGGAAGAGCUGUUCAACAGUGGAACAGACUGUCAUGAGAGGUGGUGGACUCUCCUUCCUUGGAGGUUUUUAAGCAGAGGUGGAAUGGUCAUCUGUCAUGGAUGCUUUAGUUGAGAUUUCUGAAUCUAGAUGUCCCUCAGGAUCUCUUCCAACUAUACAAUUCUUUGAUUCCCCACAGCAGGGAAGCACUACACAAAAAUUAGGUAAAAUAUCAGAAGGGAGUAUGAGAAGUUGCCCUGAGAUGAAAGAAACUGAGACCCCCCCCCCAGCCACCUCUCAGCACCUGCAGGCAACUUUUCAAGUAAAGCGACCUGCUUAGGCCUGAUGGAGUGAAUCAGUGAAGUUAAAAUGCUGCCGUUCAAAAUCUGGAGAUUAGAAUCUGGAGGGGUGACAGAGCCCCCUGUGUGCAGUCUUGGAGUCUUUUCUUUGCCCACAAUGUACAACUCUGACACCAUCCUGCCUCCUAGCAAUAUCUUGGUUUUGCUUUUCAUACAGCAAGGGAUCAUACCCUGCAACUUCCUAGAGCCAAUGGGAAUGAAAUUCUCUUCAGGCCAGGUAAGAGAAUAAAUAUUAAUUCUUAGGGCAAAACUUGACAUGAUAAUUUAUACAAGGCUGCUUGCCAAAAAUGGGAGUGUGUGUUUGGUUCCCCUCUCCCCUCCGUAACCCUGGCCCUAUUCAGCCAUGGACCAACAUCACCAACAUUCUGUGUUUCCCUGGCAAGGAUGUCAGGUCGGGAAAUGGCUACUCUUGUAACAUUAGUGGAUGGGUAAGGUGUCUUGAAUAUUAUGGAUGAAGAUGCACACCACUCAUUUCCACUUAGCCUAUGUCUAUUUCCACUUUUGCUGUUACAACCAGGACACUUUGCUUUACGGUCCAUAUAUUAUUUGGUCUAGUCUCUUGUUAUUAUUCUGGAUAGAAAAGUAAGUCUGGGAAUAUAGACAUUUAAUUUCACAUUUAUAAAACAACCUAUACAUCUUAAAUUAUAAAACACUAAAGAAAUAAGGCAAACAUACAAAAUCAUCACAGGAGCAAAUAUAAAGUACAGUGGUGCCCCGCAAGAUGAAUGCCUCGCAAGACGGAAAACCCGCUAGACGAAAGGGUUUUCCGUUUUUUGAUGCGCUUCGCAGGACGAAUUUCCCUAUGGGCUUGCUUCGCAAGACAAAAAUGUCUUGCGAGUCUUGAGGUUUUUUUCGCUUUCCCCCCCUUUUUCUAAGCCACUAAGCCGCUAAUAGCCUUUUAGCCGCUAAGCCGCUAAGCCUUUAAUAGCCGCUAAACCGCUAAUAGCGCUAAGCCGCUAAGCCGCUAAUAGGGUUGCUUCGCAAGACGAGAAAACCGCUAGACGAAGAGACUCGCGGAACGGAUUAAUUUCGUCUUGCGAGGCACCACUGUACAAGGAACAGAUAAUCCUGGAUAAUGCUACAGAGGAAAUAUUCUGAAUUGUCAAUAAUAAGACCAUUAUAUUUAAUAUUUUUCUUUCCCUGUUUGUAAAACCCACAGGCAAAGGAAAGCAUCUGGAAAGAUAAUAACUUGCCCAGGAACAGCUGAGAUUUGAACUCAGCCCCCCCACAGUGAGGGUCAAAUGAUCGCCUUCUCACAUGGUCUCUUUUUGAAGGAAUGGCAUGAGUACAAUGUGUGUGACUGGAUUAUGCAUGUAAAAGUUCUUCUCAGAACCCAAUAGGCAGGAUCUAAUAUAAGCUCAUUUGCAGGCUCCUGGAAUAGUUAACUGGAUAACUUGUUGGUGAACGAUUAGGCAAGGUUUCAAGUUUAAAACUCUUCCAUCAAGUUAAACACUUUCUGUCUGUGGAAUAUUAGAGAGUUACUCCAAAUCUUGCCUGUUCUUUCGCUUCCAACAAAGAGGGGCUGCCUUGCAUAUUUUGCAUUGCUUAUUUCUGCGAUGCAUGACAGUCAUGCUUGUUUCCAUUUCAUACAGCAAGGAAUUGGUGCAGAUGUUGACAUCCCUCCUCCACCCAGCUUUGCUGCCCCAGAUUGCCCUGAGAGGUGUCCCUCAGGUGAGUAAGAGUGACAGACAGUGAAUCCUUUCUAAGGUCCAAUGCAUAUAUGACAGUAGCUCUACUUGGCAUGCUGCAGAAGUAUAAGGACUACACAGAAAGAGGGGAAGCAGGGACAAAUGUACUAAGCCCUUCCCUCUCUCCCCGUCACUUUGCCCAUCACUCUUUAUGAGUUGGAGUGAAAGUGAAGUUUCUGAAGUGGGGAGCCUUCUCUGCAUGAUUUAGAACACCAAUUUUGUAUGGUUCUAAAUCACGCUGAGAGCAACAGCCAAUGCCUGUGUACCACCCAAGAACAUUUUUUUGGUUAUUCCCUGCUCACAAAACUGCUCUUCUUUUUCUUCCAGAUGAGGAAAGAGCACCACAGGUAAAUGACCACCUUGCAGUGUGAGCUUCUGGACAUGGGACACAAGCCUAAGACUUUGUGUGAUGUAUUGACGCAUAACUGAACCAAAACAAAUUGAGGCAGGGCUGGGGCUGGGAAGUUCUCACACUCUGCAUUUGAACAUGGCCAACUGGAAACCUAAGGGCCCCAGAGUUUUGAUUUCAGUUUUGAUAGUUCAGUGUCCACAUGUAAUAAAUAACAACAACAACAACAACAACAACAAUAAAUUAUAUGCCACCCAUCUGACUGGGUUGCUCAGCCAUUCUGGGCAUUUCCAACAAAUUAUAAAGCCAUCAUAAAAUAUCAAAAGUAAAAAACCCCCUAUACAAGGCUGCCUUCAGAUGUCUUCAAAAAAUCAGAUAGUUGUUUACUUGUUUGACAUCUGAUGGGAGGACAUUCCAGAGGGCAGGCGCCACUACUGAGAAGGCCCUCUUGCCUGGUUCCUGUAACCACACUUCUUGCAAUGAAGGCCCUUGGAGCUGGACCUCAGUGUCCGGGUUGAACCAUGGGGGUAGAGACACUCCUUCAGGUAUACUGGGCCGAAGCUUUUGUAUUGAUAAACAAAUGGCAUACAAAGAAAUAGCUCUUGCGGUUACCCUUGGUUUUGUAGCCCAGCCACUCAUCCUUUAACCAUGCCAAUUUUCCUUGAAGUCAAAAUUUAAAAUAAAAACCUUAGGGAUUACCAGUCAACUAACUUUGAUUUCACUGAUGUUCGAGAUCCAUUUAAGUUGGCUUUCAAGCCUGAUUUGCCAUCCUGUGGGAUGAUCUUUGCCAUGAGAGUGGGAAAGGCAAUCCUGUUGAUUCUCUCGGACCUCUCCAUGGCUUGUCAUACCAGGAUAUCCCUUUGGACUGUAAUAUUCAUGUUGGAGGCAACUUUCUGCAGUGGUUCUGCUCCUUGGAGGACCAGCUACAGAAGGUAUAGCUGUGGGCUUGGUGAUCAACAAGUCCCUCCCUUUCCCCAUCCAGUAAUUAUGCUUUGGGGUCCUACAGGGUUCUGUUCUAUCACCCAUGCCCUUUAACAGCUACCUGAAACCACUGGAAGAGGUAAUCCAGAGUUCGACUGAGAUGUCACCAAGAUGCGAGUGACACCAAGUGUUCUCUCUCUUUCAUCAAGCUCAGGUGUGGCACAGGGUGUGCUAAAUCAGUACCUAGGCACAGUGACGGACUGGUUGAGGCUCACUAAACUGUGGCUCAGCCCAGACUAGAUGGAUGUUUGUGGGUGGUAUUCAAUUUGUUCUAAUGGGGUUUGUUACUCCCCCAGCCCCCAAAAGCAAGGAUAGGGAGCCUGUGCUCCUCCAGAUGUUGCUGGGACUACAGUUACCAUUACCCCUGACUGAGGCUGAAGGGAUUUGCGGGGGUCGUAGGUUCUCCAGUCUUGCAGUAAAGGGUCAUGUUUGCCACCCAGAGGUGCUUUUUAACCCAGCAGUGUGAUUAGAAGCCCCAGUGACCUCUGAACACAUUUUAGCAGCUUAGACUGAUAUGCGACCUACCUGGACAGAGAGAGUCUUGUUUCCAUUAUCCAUGUUCUGGUGAUCUUUGCUGUGUGUCUAUGAGGCAGAAGGCCUUUUUGGUAGGAACACACUGACUGUGAGAUACUCCUCUGGUGCCUACUUCCUGGUUUUUUGGGCAGAGGUGAGAAGCUUUUUGCUUUUACUGGCCCUUAGUUAUACUGAUUUUGCUACUUCCUUUUUUAGUCUUUGCUUUUAUGGGCUAUCAUUGUAAUAGCAUGAGCUCCCCAUAGAAUUUUGCAAUUGGAUGGUGUUGUAAAGAUUGUAAAUAAAUAACAAGUUGCCUCUGAGCAUAUACAAACUUUAGAUUUUUAAAGGACAAGGAUUCCAUCUCAUGGCAGAGUUCCCAGUACAUCACCAUUUGCUUCAGAAAUUAAGCACUCUUUCCCUUCUGCUGAACAGGAUCCUGAGAACACAUUUCAACUUAUUUUUGAAAAAUUAAAAGACCAUGGCACUCCUGUGCCAUUUCCCUCCUCCUACAGUUCAUUGGCCUGGACACCCCCUACAUUGUCAAAGUGCAUUACAAAUACACCAUCGCCCUGCAAGGGAGCCCUGAGAUGUCCUACUGCAGCCUCCUGGAGAAAGUGUGUCUGAAGCUGGGACUCUCACCCCAGCACACGAAACUGAGGUAGGAGAUGCGCCCUGGCCUCCCCUUGCCAAAUCCGCCUCGACUGAGGAGAGAGGGAUGCUUCUGUAUUCACUUGUUUCUGCUGUCUGUUGUUCAGCUACCGACCUACAGACAGCAAGGAACUGGUGCUGCUCAGUGAGGAUAGCAGGAUGGAGACCGUGUGGACUCAUGCCAGGGACAAGUGCUUGACCUUGUGGUGCAGCAGUGAGCAGGUAGGCAAUACUGGAGCAGAAGGCAUUCUGUCACCAAUCUCCGCCCACUUCCCCAAAAUAUUUCAGAGCCCUUUGCUGAAAGUCCAGCUUCUAUUUAUUAACCCUUGUUAACCAGAAUAGCAAAAUGUGCAGGUGUUUUCCUGCUCAGUCACUCAGAAAGAAGCCCUGUUUCCUCCUUUCUUCCUGCAAUCUGGCCUACGAGAACACUGGCAAUGGGAUAAUUGACAAGCACUUUAAUAUUUAUAAUUGGUUUUUUUAUUUAAAAAAAAACAUUCACUUUAAUUAAACAUUGCUUAUAUUUAGCUUUUUAUAGUUUUGAAUUGACUUGAUGGCAUCAGUGAUGUUGGUGGAUAAAUAUUUGAAAAUAUCCCAGUCUAUUGAUUGGAAGAGAGAGAACUGCAGCAGAGCUUUCGUUUUUGUCCCCUAACUGUGCCCACAGUGGAGUGUGUACCAAGUGUGAUCUUGGAAACCUGGGUUCAAAUCAAACUAAGUUCACUUCAUGGCCAUUGCCAACUUGAUUCUCAGUCUAACCUUUGUGGGCAAAGCAAAAAAAGAAGAAGAAAAAAAGUGUGUGUGUGAAAAUAAACCUGUGUAUACCACCUGCAAAAGUACUAACAAUCACCUUUGCCUUACCUCUUCUCCUGCUUGCCAUCACCCUGCCUUCACUGAAUAAAACACUCGCAGUUCAGGGUGGAAAAAGCAUCCAAAGUACAUGCAUGAAAACUACACACAGAUCCAAAAUUGCUGAAUGGGCAUGUCCAGUUGAACACUUUUAUUUCUACUGAACUGCAGGCAUUUUGGAAAGAAGUUGCCAUCUGGCAUGGCAGGAAGUUUCUAUUUAAUACAAGCCUAAAACUGCUGCCUUGGUCUUGCACAAUUAGCUGCACAGUUCUUUGGAUCCCAGUCAUUAGGCAAAAGCAUACAACACUUUAAAGCACAAGAUUUAUUUUCUUCAUCUGACAUUUGUAUUUCCAAGGGGCAGAAUAGUCCUGGAUAUAAAUCUCAAGAGAUUUCCAAAGCCAUCAGUAAAAAUUAGCUCCUAUCUGGUGGCCAGCAUUCCAGGAAUAUUCUGGAAUCUACAGCUUGUGUGUGGAAGAAAUUGAAAACAGAUCAUUCCCUCAAUAAGCUGGCCUCAAUAAGUGUGAACCUAUAGAGGUUUGGUGCACAUUUUGCACAGCAAGGGACCAGGAGAUGAUGGCAAGGUUGGUAGAAGUGUUGUGCUGAGCUGUUUGCUGGCUUCUUAGCAACUCUCACCUCUUUCCCAGUACACAACUCAUCUUUUCCCUUGCCCAUACAAUUGUGACUAAGGUGGGAUACAUGGAAGUAGGAUGAGGCUGCCAAGCUGGUGUCAAGGAUAUUGCUCUGCUUUCCUUUGGACCACGUCAGCAAGGCCAAGAGAGUGGUCUUGUCGUCUGGACAGCCCAGGAUCUCCAUACACACUGCCCAGGCUUGCACCCUGGAGAGGUCACUUUGCUGCUGCUAACUCAGCAGUUUGACUUCACCCUUGGAGACACAAUCCAUUGUUUCUCAAGACAGAUGGAUUUUUCUGCACAGUUCAUUGCUCUGGACUUGGGACCUUUCCUGUCAGAUGCCCCUGCAGGUGGGUAAAUCCGCUGCACACAACUUGAUAUUUUGAUCACUCCCAACACGGCGUUACCUGAAUGCCCAGAACAGAGUGUCAUACAGAAACAUAGUGGGCAGGCUCCUCUGAUAGGAGGUAGCGCUCUCUUGCCCAUUGUAAACACAGCCCUUCCUGCUUUGAAGGGAUGGAAUUGUGCCUCAGACACCUGAUGUUUCCAAACCAUUUGCCCCAACCCCUCUAAAAAAAGUUUGGGACUCUGCUGAACUUCAGCAUACAAACAUGAUAUCCAUGUGAAAACAUGAGAGAGGAGGCCUAAUACUGGCUCUGUGAAUAACUUAAUUUCUGUUAAUCCUGAUGAAUAUUUUCCAGUUGCAGGUGCAAGAUUAACUGAAAAUCUUGCAUUUUUACAGCAGUAUUAGAUAGAUAUGAAGAACGUGGGAGGCUUACUUGUUUUUUUAAUGUACUGCUAAUUAAGGAAAUGGCUAAAGAGAUGUUUGAACUGGCUGUUUCUUACACCAGGCAGGCAAAGACAAUCUAAAUAUGGAAGAUGGAAAGGAGGCUGAGCAGAAGAUAACAAAACAGACAGAUGCCAAACAGGUUGUAGCACGGUAUACUUAUGAAGCCAGCCAGCCAGAGGACUUGGAAUUCCAACAGGGGGAGACAAUACUUGUUCUGGCUAAAGGUAAACUAACCCUAAAUCAGAGAACCUUACUAACCAUACAUGGGGGAUCUACCACCCUACACAAUUUUGAGACAUUACGCAAAAGUUGCCAUAACUCGCAUCUAUUGAGAGAACUUCAAGGAUGCAAAUUCAUUUUCUUGACGAAUCAAUUCUAACCUAUAAUUUGCUAUAUUCACUGUGUUUUCUUCAAGAGUGUGAACAUGCAGUACUUGAAGGCCAUGACCUGUAUCAGGCAUGUGUAUCGAUGUUUCUAAGCCCAAGAACCAUGCAGAAGACCUCUUCCUUAGGGUCAAGAGCUCUUUCAGAAAGUGGUGCUGGUACCACUUGCUAAUCCUUCUGCCCUCCAUUUUGGACCCCACCAUCAUCAGGAGAGCACCAGGCUGCUAAGUCAAUAACUGGCAACUAUGGGCCCCUUGCAUCUUCUACAGCUACUACUGCCCUUCUCUUCUGGGCUCCUUCUCCUUUUUAGCUCCCAUGGACCAAGAGAUGCAGAAUUGCCAGACUGCAACCUGGAGGUCCUGCUUCUAGCUUUAAACCAUCUGAUGCAGGAGUAUUCUAGACAUCCUGCUCUAAUUCCCCCACUGGUCAUCUCACUCACCUAUGCUAUGGAGUAGUCCCAAUGCUCAUGCUCAUUCCAGCAAGUACUGGAAAAAGGGCAGACACAAAGAUCAGCGAAGGAAUGGGGCAGGAGGUGUUGCAGCUGCAUUCUCUCUUGCUACCUCAUGACCUUUAAAGAAGUGGUGUAAAACCUGUGGCCCUACAGGAGUUGGUAGAUUAAACUCCCAUCGGCCACAUCCAGCCUGGCUAUUGGCCAAGGAUGGUGGGAGUUAUAGUUCAGCUACGCUGCUCAUGUGUUUUAAGGUAGCAAACAUGAUUGCUAGGCUGUAAUCUGACAAUUUAAGGCUGGGCAUGCAUGGCAGAAAAGCCAGCUGCCUCUUGCUGGGAAUCAAGCUUGAACUUCUCACAUUUAUUAGAGAAUUCACGACCAUCACUGUAUAACACUUUCCCACACUUCUCAAUUCAAGUGCGUUUUGUAGGUUGGGAAACAAUCACUGAUUCAAUCAGCAGUCACCUGAAAGCAAAUUGGCUUCCACUGGUAGGAAACAAAUUCCUGCUGUCACAAAACUCCAUAUUCUGUUUUGGCCAUUGCCAUCUUAUCACACAAACUAUGCUGGUCAAGAGAGCUUGAGGAACCAUCAAGAACACAUUUAGUGGCUUGAAGCCAUGAGGGUUGCUCCAUGUAGAGGGGAAGAAUAGCUUCACAGGCCAAUGGGAAGGGGAAAUUGCAUCUUGUUGUGGAAUAUAUCCUGUAUGAAAGUUCAACCAUCUUAUGCUCAUCUUUGCAUGUCAGGAAAUGGCAGAAUAGAGCUCAGGACAAAACCAUUAUACAAGUAAGAAAAUAACCAUAUACACAGCAAUUUGUUGCUCAGUAUACUUCCUGUUCCAUAUGAAAUUACUUAUGCUAAACAGACAUCCUAGUUUCACAAUACCAAAGUAGAUGGGUGAGUGUGCUUUUGAAAAUUCUAACAGAACUUGUCUGCCUCCACCUGGAUAAUUCUGUGUCUCAUCAUAUUCUCCAUCCGCAGAUAAAAUAAGAAGGGCAGUUCAAAGACUACCCACUGUUUUGAUAAGGCUGUUAAGGGAACCCACUGUAAGAUAGCAAAGUACCAAAGAAGCCAAGGUACUCUUUCUCAGAUGCUUCCCCAAACAUCUUAUUGAAGGGACUCUCUGUUCUGAAAGACAUCUGAAAGCCGUUGCUGUAGAACGUCCUUAUUUUUCUGGUGUAUCAGCUAUGACUUCUCAGUAAGACUUGCAGGGGAAACAGCCUGUGGUUGGUUUGCUAUGUUUACGUGUAUCUGGACCUUAGACUUCGUAAUGAUCCAGUAAUUCUCCAAGUUAUUUCUGCAACCUCAUUCUUUGAGUUUUCACCUGCCAUUUAUGCUGCAAGUGGUUUUCUUCUAACAAGACCCCAUUAUUUUAAUUUCAGUUUCUCUAAAGGUAGACUAUAUUGGCACUGGAAGAGCCAAAGAGCUCCACUCAGUCCACUCAGUGCAGCCCUGAAUGGCAUUUUCAGCAACACAGCUUGAGGGAAGCAAAAAGCUUCCCCUCUCAAAAUACUGCCGAGAGGCAGUAUUUCAGAUGUUAACAGAUGUAGCAAUGUUAACAGAUGAAGAUGGUUAGUCUGUUCCUACUUAACUGUACAAAAACACACACAAUUAUAAUUCUUAGUCCUUUAUGAGUAUCAAGUACUGAGCAGAUGAUCUGGCUCUCCAUUAUUCCCAGUCCUUGUUCUGACAUCAAAGGUAUCUAGCAACAAGAGGGGUCACGGCCUCUGUACCUUCAGGAGUCGUGAAGCAACUGAUAAGUGCAACUUGUCAUGUUGGGAUAAGAGAAGUUGUACCUUCAAAAAUUCCCUCUGCUGCAAAACUAUGAGAGGCACAAGGAGAUCCAUUCUCCUUUACAUCUUGGUUGCAUUUCUCGAAGGCACUGCAGAAUCUGGUUGGAUUCUUUACAUUCCACCUCUUCCUGAUUCUUGCCCAUUAAUGGAUUAAGUUUGUGACUCUAACACAAUGUUAUUUCAUCUUCUAGUGAAUGAUGAUUGGCUGGAAGGGGAGUGCAAUGGAAAAGUUGGCAUUUUCCCCAAAGCCUUUGUUGAAGAAGACAGCAGCCAAGAUCCCAAAUCUCUUUCUACAGUGUAACAAGCUCAAAACCCUACAAAGAACCAAGAGGACCCCGAUGCGUUUUCCUCUGAAGGCAACUCAUCCCAUUAUAAGACAUUUAAUCCAUGUUCGCUGAAUCUUCUAGGGAUUGAUUUAUCUUAUUUUUUGAAUUUUAUAUUCUGCUUAAAUGAAUAUCCAUUGAGGUCUGCACUGGGUUUUUUAAAACUCAUCUCCUAGCUAAAGCAUGAGCCAAAUUGGUUAUAUGAAAAAACUGUUGGGUUGAUCCUUCUAUGUCCAGUCAUAAUAGUUACAGCAACAGCAGAUAUCAUGGUUGUCCAUUUCAGUUUCUGGUAGGGGUUCCCAGGUCACAGUCUAUAGAGGACAUGCACACAGCUUUAAAUUGUCUAAGAUGACUCACCCUUGGCUUCUGAAGUCUGUUCUGCAUCCUCUUGCUGCUAUAAGGGUAACACCUUAUUUAUCAAUCAGGGCACCUUAUUCAAGAUGAAACAAAAGGUGCAGGAGAAGCUACAAGGCCUCUCAUGUCCUGCAGCCAAAGAGUUUUGGUUGUUUUUCUUAACUGCAUGUGUGUCUCUGGGAUACCACCUGGGAAUCCUAGUUAACAGUCAUGAAAAGUUGGUUUACAAGAAUUCAGCUUCCAGGUGAUUAAUAAUCAGUGGUUUAGUUACUCUGCAAUGCCUUUCCAGAAUGACAGCUACAUUUUGAAAUGCUUAAUAAAUACUUGAAAGCCAGUAAAGCUCUCAGUAACUUUUAGAUGUUUGAAGUUUCCACAAAAAGCUGCAGUUCUGUCAUUUUAUCAAUAAAACUGCAUUGUUCUUUAG
Podarcis lilfordi (Lilford's wall lizard) is the source of this 22144-nucleotide messenger RNA. The record is from the annotation of a GenBank genome assembly. NCBI's taxonomy places the organism in Eukaryota, Metazoa, Chordata, Lepidosauria, Squamata, Lacertidae.